AUGGGGCAGCAGGUCCUCUGCACUGGUCUGGCUGGUAAGAUGUCUAACGUCAUGAUGGAAGCCACCACCAUCCUCCCGAUCCUCCGGAAGAAGCUGGCCUUCCUCUCAGGAGGGAAGGACCGGCGCAGUGGCCUCAUCCUCACCAUCCCUCUGUGCUCAGACCAGACCAGCAUGGAGGAGCUCAGUGCCACACUCGAGUACCUGCUCAGCAUCCCCAGUGACAAGUGUAAGGCUCGAGGCUUCACUGUGAUCGUGGACGGCCGCAGGUCUCAGUGGAACAUCGUCAAGACAGUGGUGCUCAUGCUUCAGAACGUGAUCCCUCCAGAGGUGUCCCUGGUCUGUGUGGUCAAACCGGACGAGUUCUGGGACAAGAAGGUCACCCACUUCUGCUUCUGGAAGGAGAAGGACCGGCUGGGUUUUGAGGUGAUCCUGGUUUCGGCCAAUAAGCUGACCCGAUACAUCGAGCCGUGCCAGCUCACAGACGACUUCGGAGGAACGCUGGAUUACGACCACAGCGACUGGCUCAGCAAAAGACUGGUUUUUGAGAAAUUCACCAAAGAGUCCACCUCCCUCCUGGAUGAGCUGUCAAUCAUCAAUGAAGCGGAUAAGAGCAGUGCAGUGGAUAAAGACAAAGCGCUGGACUGUCAUCUGCUGCCAUCGGUUGACCCUGAAACUGUCCUCCAGAGUGGUCAUGAGCUGCUGUCAGAGCUACAGCAGAGGAGGUUCAACGGCUCCGAGGGGGGAGGACCUGGAGGGCCGGCGUGGUGUCCCAUGGAGGAGGAGCUGCUGGCUCAGCCUCAGGUCAUGAAGCUGCUGGACUCUCUGAGGGAACAGUACACCAGGUACCAGGAGCUGUGCAGGCAGAGGAGCAAGAGGAACCAGCUGGAGGACAUCCACACCAAGGUCAUGCAGGUGGUGACGUGGCUCCAGGGCCCCGGCUCCGAGCUGCUGAAGUCGCACCAGGCCAUCGGGGACUCCAUCCGGGCGGCACAGGCCCUGCAGCAGAAGCAUGAGGAGAUCGAGAGCCAGCACAGCGAGUGGUUUGCGGUGUACGUGGAGCUGAAUCAGCAAAUCGGAGCUCUCCUCGGAGCCGGAGAGGAGGAGGAGGUGGCAGAGCUCAAGUCUCUGCAGCAGACUCUCAGUGACGUGUGCUACCGCCAGGCCGCUCAGCUGGAGACCAGACAGAACGUGCUGCAGGCCGCCCAUAGCUUCCACAGCACCACACAGGAGCUGUCCCAGCAGCUGGACAGUCUUCUGGGCAUGCUCUGUGCAGACGUGGCCCCGGUCGACGGAGCUGCCAUCCAACAGAACCUCAAAAUGCUGGAGGAGAAGCUGCAGACUGUGGAGGCCGGCCAGACGUCGCUGCGUCAAAAGGGGGCGCUGUUGCUGGAGCAGAUGUGUGGGCAGACAGCGUGGCCAGUGGAGGAGGCGGACAGGAGCUCAGAGGAGCAGCAGGAGAACGCUCAGCAGAUCCAGGCCGUCAUGGACGAGAUGCAGCUUCGCAAGCAGAGGUGUGAAGACAUGGUGGACGUCAGGAGGCUAAAGAUGCUGCAGAUGGUCCAACUGUUCAAAUGUGAAGAGGACGCUUUACAGUCGGUGGAGUGGCUGAGCGAGCUGCUGGACGCUCUGCUGAAGACUCAUGUGAGACUCGGGGACGACUCUCAGGAGACCAGGACCAUGCUGGACAAGCACCGCAAGUUUGUGGACGUGGCUCAGAGCACGUACGACUACGGGCGCCAGCUGCUGCAGGCCACCGUGGUGCUGUGCCAGUCUCUCCGCUGCACCACGCGCUCCUCUGGGGACACUCUGCCCCGACUCAACCGUGUGUGGAAGCAGUUCAGUGUGAGCGCCGACCACCGACAGACGCGCCUCGAGCUGGCCCUGGACUUCCACACCGCGGCAGAGACGGUGUUACAGGAGGUGUGUGUGGACCCAGUGGCUCUGGACGAUGUGGACUCCUCUGGGAAAGCUCUCCUGGACAGACUCACCACGCCGGUCGUCUUUCCUGAUGGGACCGAGCACUUCUUCGGCAGCCCCAGCGACACGGCGAUGGCGGCCGAAGGCGUCAGAGAGCGCCUCCUGCUGGUGGAGGAGCGGCGGCUACAGCUGCAGGCGGCGGGCAUCGGUUACCACGACGACGGAGAGGACGGAGGGCAGGAGGGGGUGGGCCUUCUGAAGAGACAGGACUCUAAGCUGGACGUGAUCGGAGAGGAACUGAACGAGCGCGAGGAGGAGGAGGAGGAAGAGGAGGAAGAGGAGGAGCUGCACAGAGACGAGCAGGACUGUUGA
Molecule: messenger RNA, 2289 nt
Organism: Knipowitschia caucasica
Lineage: Eukaryota; Metazoa; Chordata; Actinopteri; Gobiiformes; Gobiidae
Source: the annotation of a GenBank genome assembly